GGUUUCUUCUUAUGGCAUUUUUUUGUUAUGUAUUCACAAACUGAUCGUUAUUUUACCGUUGCUCUGUCGACUUUGCUGUUUUUUGUGUGCGUUAAGAGCAAUUGUCAACAAAUGACUUUCAUUAUCAGUUUAUUUUGCAACACGCCAGUAGUGUUUUAUGUGUAAAAGUCAUGGUGGUCACAAAAAAUUAAUAAAACUAACAAUUAAAGAAAAAACUGAAAUUUUGGAUAAACUAGAAAGUGGUGUAUCGACAAAAGCUCUUUGUAUUGAUUAUAAUGUUCACAAGUCGACAAUAACGAGAAUAAAGAAGAAAAAAGCUUGUAUACUUAAAUAUGCCACAAAUAUGGAAGCUGGGCCAGGAAAACGGCAAACCUUAAAAUCUUGUGAAUACCCAAGAAUGGAAAAGGCUCUCUACAAGUGGUUUUUGAAACAAAGGAGUGAAAAUGUGUCUAUAUCCGUCGGUAUCGUCAAAGCAAAAGCUCGCAAGCUCCAUGAGAAAAUAAGAGAAAAGACAGGAUGUUUUCAUGCAAGUAAUGGUUGGGUAUCUAAUUUCAAAAAGCGAUAUGGCCUCCGCCACUUGAAAAUUUGUGGAGAGAAGCUUUCCAAUAAGACAGCGUCCGUCGGCCCAUUUGUAAUACGUUUUAGAAAUAAAAUCAAGGAGCUUGAUCUUUCUAAAUUUACAAUGCCGACGCCAGAUAAAACGUUGGUGAGCUUCAAGGAAUCAUCUGCUCCUGGUCGGAAAGUUAGUAAGGAAAGAAUAACAUUUCUCGCAUGCACAAAUGCUUCGGGUAUGCACAAAGUUAAGCUCUUUGUCAUUGGAAAAGCAAAAAACCCUAGAGCAUUCAAAAAUUUUCAAAAAAUGCCCGUUGUCUACAAGGCUAACAAGAACUCGUGGAUGACUUAUUUGUUUUUCGAAGACUGGUUUCAUCAUACGUUUGUUCCUGAGGUACGCGAAUUUCUAGAAUCCAAGGGACUUCCCAAAAAAGCCCUAUUGGUCUUGGAUAACGCCCCGUGUCAUCCUAAAGACAAUGAGAUGAAAAGUGAUGAUGGAAUGAUAACCGUUAUGUGUCUUCCACCUAACUGUACCGCGAUUCUCCAACCAAUGGACCAAAACGUUAUUAACUUAACAAAAGUCUAUUACAAAAAAAGUCUUUUGGAGCAUUUAAUAGGGAAUAAAACCACUCAUCUGGAGGAAAAAAUAAAGGAAUUCAACUUAAGACAUGCUAUCUGUCUUCUUGCAAGUUCAUGGGAAAAAGUGUCAGCAAGCAAAAAUAUUCCAUUCGCAAGUGCUGGAAUAUUUUAAUGAA
Messenger RNA from Zeugodacus cucurbitae (melon fly), 1307 nucleotides. Its product is annotated as jerky protein homolog-like. The transcript is spliced from 2 exons. Gene Ontology annotation, cellular component: nucleus. The record is from RefSeq and is a predicted model, not a curated record. NCBI's taxonomy places the organism in Eukaryota, Metazoa, Arthropoda, Insecta, Diptera, Tephritidae. Bases 158 to 1303 code for a protein of 381 amino acids. Gene Ontology annotation, molecular function: DNA binding.